This is a messenger RNA of Rodentolepis nana, 270 nucleotides long. Lineage: Eukaryota; Metazoa; Platyhelminthes; Cestoda; Cyclophyllidea; Hymenolepididae. The record is from the annotation of a GenBank genome assembly.
AUGUCCGACAUGUGUUGCAAAUUAAAGAGAGAAUUAACAACUGAUGCUGUGAAUGUUACCGUAGUUACACAAAGUUUGCAACAACCUCAAGCAGAAACAAAGCCAGUAGCUCCUGCUGCUGUGAUCGGUAGUGCUGCAGGGCCUCAACAAACUCAAGUUGAAGCUCAGAUUCCAGAGGCCCAGCGCCAACCACCAGUCAAUCCACCUGUUGCCCCUAUAACUGAAAAGGUUCAGGCUCCAGCUCCACCAGCCCCUUCGAUGUCAUCAUAG